GGCGGGAGCCCUUCCCGCCUCCCCGCAGGGCGGAGGCGGCGGCGGCCGGGGGGACCCUGUGCUCGGCCCGGCGGUGGCUCCGGUGCCCCGGCGGGACGAGGUUGCCCCUGCCCGAAGCGCGAGUGCGGGAUCGCUCCGCCGGAGCCGUGCCCGGGGCGGAGCCCCGAGUGCCGCGCUGAUGAUUCGGAGUUGAGGUAAUGGCAGAAGUCGGUCUGUGGGGCACGGCCGGAGGUCCGGAGCUCGGUCUGCCGUGAUCUGCGCCGGGAGCGCCGCGAUGGGGAACAGCGGCUCGGCCGUGAAGGUCUGCACGGAUCACCAAGGCGGCAUCAACUGGCUGAGCCUGAGCCCCGACGGGCAGCGGCUGCUCACGGGCAGCGAGGACGGCACGGCGCGGCUCUGGAGCACCGCCGACAGCCAGUGCCACGGGCACUUCCAAGGUACGGCAGCGGCUUUUCGCCUGGGCUGAGGGUCGGAAGGAUGGCACAGGCCACACAGCGUGUUCUGGUCUCUCUCAGUCCCUGCCGGGCAGCCAAAAUCAUGCUGGUUUUGUUUUGGUGUUUAUUACAGCAGCGUGAAGCGGGACCCAACACAGGUUACUACUGAAUGCACGGAUCCUUUUAUCUCAGGGUGCGCAAAGUUGUUUAACUUAUGUCACUUUCUGGAAGCCCUGUUUUACCCUGUGAAGAAAUAUUGAAUUUUUGUUAUUCUCUCCCCCCUUUAUUUUUUUUUCUUUUGUUACUUUUAAUCACCUUAUUUCCAGGUUGAGUUUAUUUAGAACCUCUUGACCCAGAAGUCUGGAAAGGAACCUUGCUAAAUAGGUUUCUUCUGUUUUCCCUCCUCAUCUGAUGCACAGAAAUGUUAAUUGCUGGGCUUUUUCAAUUUAAAUUCAAUUUACAUCAUAAAAAAAAGUUAUUCUUCUUAGACUGGCAUGUCAGUAAUUGAAAAGAAAAAAACUGGAGACAGUGGACAUGCAAAAGUUUAGAUGUGGGCUAAAGAUGUUUGUAUUCCCACUGAUGUUCUUUUCAUACAGAAAAAAAGAAGCUGUUAAAUUUGGAAUUUCUAAUGUUUUUUUCUUCCAAAGAAGAAAUCACAUUGCUGUGAUUUCCUUGUUGUUUGUUUGCUUGCUUGGUUGUUUUUCACUAUGGAGUAUUGUCUUUUUUCCCCACAUCCUGCCAUGGUUCUAGCUUCUGGAAAACUCACUGCAUUUGCUUUAGGCUUAGAAAUCCCUUUAAACUAGAAAAAGAAAUGUAUUGAAUAGCAUCCAUUAUUAUGGAAUCUGCCAGUGUUUGGAGUAAACUCUGAAGAAGGUUGGGCUGAGUGGUUUGUGAGCUGUCAGUUGAAUCAGAUAAUUGUAUAUAUUUUAUACUUAUGCACACAUGCAGUUGUCAUGUCAGUUUUAAUUUUACAAGCUAUAAUUACUGAUAAACCUGUAUGUCUAAUGCAGUUUCAAGCUCCACCACAGCACAACCAGCAGACUUGUGUGGUGGCUGCUUUUGGCCAGACCAGCACCAGACCUUGUCUGCCACAUGGGGUUUUGGCACCCUGUGUGUGGGUCGAGUAUUACUGAUGGUUAAAAUCUGCCUGGCAGACUUUGGUGCAGUAACCAAGAUGCUGUUUUGAUCUCAGAGCUGGAUUUCAUGAUGCUGUGAGAAAAAUCCCAGUGAUUGAAACCCGAUCCGUUCAGGCUGCUUUGCAGAAAGUUUCACAAAUAUGGGAGAACGAGUGUAGUUUUGCUUAUAGCCCUGGUGAUCUGUUUAAUUUUUGGCAUCUGAUGAAUUUGUUUUAGAGGAAACAAGCCAUAUGUUUGUAACAUGGAUUCUGGUUUGCUUUUGAACUACAACAAGGCUUUUGAACUUCAGGAAUUGUAGUGAAAUCUGUUUUUUGCAGUCAGUGAAACAGCGCUUUACUGGGCAGUCUGCUUUCCCUCAGUUCUUUACCAUCUCUUUAUUUUACAACAUUCUGUUUUUCUAAUACCUUUGGCUGUCUCUCUUUAAUCACAACUGUCCUUCUUUCAUUUAUUUUUUUUCUCUUUUUCCUCAAAGAAUAGUGUUUAAGUCACAGUAGGGCCCACCAACUUUAGCCAUAACUGUCACUCUUGUAACAGUGACUUAAGUGGAAACAUUUCUGCUCCUAAAAGCUUACAGUCUAAGUGUUAGAGCAGAAGAGUGCAAGGUAAUAGUAGUUCAAUGAUUAGAUAGGUGACAGGAAUUUCACACAAGAGAUCUUGGAUGAAACUGGGACUUGUAUCCUAAGGUGAUUUUUACAUGUGGUGCAUUUACUUUUGCAAUAGAAAAAAUGACACAUCUUGCUAAGCAGCAACAAAAGCUUGAGGUGGUAAUAUUGAUUCCUCUCGUUUGAUAUUGCCUUGUUUGUCAGUGUGAUUUUUUUUUAAACAGUAGUUGUCUCUGUUUUUAUUGUAACUGUAGAAUCUCUUGUACUCUACAUAUUGUGUAAACAAUUGUGCACUAAUCCUCCCUCCCUCCCUCCCUCCCUCCCUCCCUCCCUUUCUUUUCCUUAAAGGUAUACUUAUACUUAGAAAAUUGUGGGGUUUAGUCAUGUGGGGGAAAGUAUUGUCUGACUCUUUACCUGGUAUGUUUUUUGUUUGCUUUUCAUUCUGCCUGGACAAUGAAAUCAAACUUGCUGGACAUGAAAGUUACAUCACCUUUUGCCACUUGGAGAACGAGGCUGCCUUCACGUGCAGUGCUGACCACACCAUUCGCAAGUGGGACGUGGUGACCGGGCAGUGCUUGGCCAUUUACCGAGGCCACACAUCAAUUGUCAACAGAAUCCUGGUUGCUAAAGACUAUCUCUUCAGUGGCUCCUAUGACAGGACAGCCCGCUGCUGGAGCGUGGACAAGGAGAAACAAAUCCAGGAAUUCCGGGGCCAUCGGAACUGUGUCCUGACUCUAGCUCACUAUUCCUCCAGGGAUGUGCUGGAAGAAGAGGAGGAGGAAGAGGAGGAGGAGGAGAAAGUGAGCAGGGACCUGCUGGUGACAGGGAGCACGGACUGCACUGUGAAGGUCUGGUGGGUGUCCAGCGGGCGCUGCUACCAGACCCUGCUGGGACACACUGGGGCCGUCUUAUGCCUUAUACUUGAUGCACCAAACAGGGAGCUGUUCUCUGGCAGCACGGAUUACACCAUCAGGACCUGGAAUAUUGUCACUGGAGAGCAGCUGAAAGUCUUCAAAGAGCACCAAGGAUCAGUAAUUUGCCUAGAGCUGGUGAAUCGUCACCUGUACUCGGGGAGCGCGGACAGGACGGUGAAGUGCUGGUUUGUAGACACUGGGGAGCGGAUCCAGACCUACAAGGCUCACAAACACAGCGUUAGCACUUUGAAAUACCACGCUGGCAUCUUGUUCACAGGAAGUGGUGAUGCCUGUGCAAGAGCUUUCAAUUCCAGGAGUGGAGUCCUGCAGAAGAUCUUCCGAGGACACAAGUUCAUCAUCAACUGUAUCCAGAUCCACAACGAGCUGCUCUACACGGCUUCCCACGAUGGCACACUGCGCAUCUGGGACAUCCGGGGGAUAUGCAAGAGGAGUAAGCGGCGCUUGAAGAAGGAGAGGUCUGUGCAGGGCAGGAGCUCCCAGAAGGGCAGUCUGUCUCGUCUCUUCAACAACAAAGUUGGCUGUAUGAUACAGCAGGAGCAUGGGGAACACGAGGCUGUUGAACUGAUGUGACUGUCCAGAGCAGGCUUUAUGUCAGUGACCAAAGCUGAGCCUUUUAUUUUCUGCACCACUGUGUCCAUGCAAGCUGGAAUUUGGAAAGAGAUGGGAAGUGGCUUUGCCUGAACCUCUGUGUGAGGAGCCAGGAUUCUCUGUGGCUCCAGAUGGACUCAGGUCAGAUCCUGUGGCUGUGAUGGCUCAGCUGAGCAGCUCUGGGGUCGGGAGGGGAAGCAGCGGGAUUCAGGUGAGGUAGCAAAAAUGUGUGAGUGCAAUUAGGAACUUUCCUUACCACUGCUGGUGUCAGUUCCCUGGGCACAGAGGUCUUUCACCUCUGGCUGCCCAGUGUCUAAUGAGAUGUUUUCCCGUUCCUGUUGCCCACUCCCAUGCCCCCUGUCCAGCCCAGUGUGACAGUGGAAGGUGUCCUGCAGUGAAAGGUGACCUUGAAUUCCAUCUUCACAGCUGACCUUUGGCUCAGUCAUUGGCUGACAAGGCCAGCGCAGGAGGGUUUGGCUCUGCAGCAGGACUUUAAAGCAGACUGGACUUCUCUCUGGGAAGCUGGGAGUAGUAGGACAGAAAUUAAUUAAAUUGUUUUUUCUAACAAAACAUAAGCCAUGGAGCAAGCUAAACCUCAGCCCUUUUGUGUCAAGGUCACCUGUUUGCUGACCUUGUGUUGUCUUUCCUCCUCCCAAAGCUGUGUCUUGCUAGGUUGCCAGUGGCAUUGGGUAAGCAGUCAAACUCAAGAGUUUUCCCAGUCUUUUUCCAGGUUCAUCCUUCUCUGAUAACCACUGAGCCAUGAAUUAACAAGGGUUCUUAUAUUUUUCUAUUUGCAGAUAUAACUCGUUGUAGAACCAGUACAAAAAUAUCUAACCACAUGUUUUUAUUUUUAUGGUUUUAUUUAUUCUGUACUACAGCAAGAUAAAAAUGCUGUAAUCCUUUUUUUAGAAUGGAUUAAUAAACAUGUGGCAUCUCCAGACAACUGACUGUCUAGGUUUUACUUUUGUCUUGUAUAUGGGAGGGUGUGGCCUGGCUGCAGAAGCACAGAAGUUAAGAAUGGAUGGAACAGGGGGAAAAAAAUCCCCACAUACACCUUUGGGAACAUUUCUUGCCUUUCCCUCAAUGCUGGGAUUGGAGUUGGGUGUGUGUGGAGCUGUCCUGCCUCCCACCAAGCACCAAAGUGCAAAGCUCAGUUCCCCCAUCAGGGGAAGGGGAGACCAGACACAAAAGCACAGACUUAAGGGAAAGCAGGGGUAACAAAAAGCUACAAGCCCUGACUCAGCACUGCCCUAGUGGCACCAAAGCCUCCUGUUCUGACACUUGUGUCAGUGGGUCAGACCCAUCACAGACCCUGCUCUCCUCUCCUGCUGAGCAGUUUUGGCAGUUCUUACCUAGCAGGUUUCCACAUCUAGCAGGAAACAGCAUUUCAAUUUUGUAAAAUGCCUACCAAGAGACUAAUUUGGGAGGUCAUCUGCAUCGUGCAGACUUAAUUCCAAUAUAAACCUCUCAGGCUGGUCAUUGUGGCUCAGUUGGAUGUAUCUACAAGCUGCUGCUGGUUCGCCAUGCAGCUGACUGUUUGUAUUUUGCUUCUGAGGACAACAAAGUAGAAGGCCUUUAGGAGCUGGAUGGAGUUCCCCAGACCACCUGGGCUGUAUUUUGUGUUUAAAACUUCACACACAGUACAUGAGACACAAGAACCUAUCUGGGCACACAGCAGCUGCACACGCAGUCAGCAGAGAGAGAUCUCAGAAAGUGGAAUUAAUGAGUCAUUACCACUUCUGCCUGUUGCUAAACAUAUCACAGUGCCUCCAAAUGCACGGUCAAAAUUAACUUCCAUCUUUCAGCCAAUGCCUCCUGCUCUGCUGAUCACUUACAACUGUGCUGGCAGAGUUACAUCAUUGAUGAAUGGCUGCUCUGACAAGCACUGCAUGUUAUGAUGCUAAUUUUAAAUUCCCCAAGGACAAACCUUCCCUUCUGAAGUUGUCGCUGCCAGUUUGCUGUGCAAGCCACUUCAAAGAGAAUUGCUGCAUGUGCAGCUCACUGCUGCCUUCAGUGCAUGCCCAGGGGCUGGCAGCCAAUGCCAGGAGGUUUGGGAAGGGGGGAGCAAAUUUGUGUUUCCACCUCCUUCUUGUUAAAACUACAUCCAUGCAUGUUUUCAGAUCUAAAUUCUCUGUUCUGUUUUCGCUCUGCAUUUUAUCCAGGGGUUCCUCAGUGCUGGCCUGUAAAGAAAACAGGAUAUAAUGGGCGCUGGGGCUGGUUUUCCCUCAGAAGCUCAUACUGCUGGCUUUGGACAUCCUUCAGCUUUCAGGGCAGAGAUACAAAGCCAUUCAAUUUUUACAGCACUUGCCUUGAUAGAGAAGAAUGAAAUACAAAUAAUUCCUUAACAGUGUAAUCACCACCUGGUUUUUGCUGUGUUUGGCUGAGGGAAUCGCCAUAAAGCCCAAGCCUGUGCUGCAGCCGUUCAUUGCCCGCGCUGGAGCUGAGCAGUCAUUCCGCAGGCCACGGCCCCGCUCCCUGCAGCGCACAGCAGUUCACGCCCUCAUUUCCCGGCCGGCAAGUGCCGGCUGAGGAGACACUGGCACCACACGGAGGGCUGAUGUUCUGGCUGGAAGCGGAAAGUGCGGCUGCUUCCCUGCUCCCACCGGCUCCAGACGGGGCCUGGGCUCCCUCUACCGAGAGCGUGGAGCCAUGGAAAACGAAUAGACCACGUCCAAGCAAAGCUGCCGGGCAGAGGAAUGUCUGUUGCCGGCACAGAGGAGGGCUCACACGGCAGGAAACGGGAUGUUAUAGAACCACAGAAACCCCAAAAUGCUUCUUCAGAACGCUGGAGCUGGACACAACUACCGAGACAGCACCUGAACCAAGCUCUGUUCAACAGCUGAUUGCAGAAUAUCCUGUAAUCCCCCAGAAAUCCAUCAACCUUAAGCCACACACCUGCAGAGGUA
Messenger RNA from Motacilla alba alba, 6601 nucleotides. It is a transcript of the gene WDR86, whose product is annotated as WD repeat domain 86. Gene Ontology annotation, molecular function: protein binding. Bases 2556 to 3677 code for a protein of 373 amino acids. The record is from RefSeq and is a predicted model, not a curated record. NCBI's taxonomy places the organism in Eukaryota, Metazoa, Chordata, Aves, Passeriformes, Motacillidae. The transcript has 7 exons.